Aphanomyces invadans is the source of this 1151-nucleotide messenger RNA. RefSeq lists its product as hypothetical. The record is from RefSeq and is a predicted model, not a curated record. Gene Ontology annotation, biological process: RNA processing. The transcript has 7 exons. NCBI's taxonomy places the organism in Eukaryota, Oomycota, Saprolegniomycetes, Saprolegniales, Verrucalvaceae. Bases 49 to 1131 code for a protein of 360 amino acids.
CAAAUUUCCACUAAACAGCGGCGGCCGUGCGCGGCCACGAUUGGCGCAAUGGGCAAAAAGGACAAGAUCAGCGCGGACGCGAUGACGCUGUUCCGCAAGCAGCAAAAGGCAAAGGAAAAGAAAAAGCUUAAGGUUGACCGAGUCAAGGGCAAGACGUCCAAGCUCGCGAACAUGGACCCAACGGAUCUUCGAGAAAAGAUCAAGACACUUGAGAGGGACGAACAGAACGGUGCGUUGGACGGAGCUGGACGCCAACGCAAGCAAGAGCUCGAGGACACGUUGCGUCAAGUUCUUCGAUAUCGUGCCGACGCUGAAGCUGAAGCAAAGGCAGCGAAAGCUGCCGCCCCGCCAGAGAUCAAGUCGGCCAAAGACUUGGCCACCCAGAACGCGAAAACCUACCAAAAUCCAGAACUUUCCAUCCACUACGACCCGGUAUUCAAUCCCUUCGGCGUGGCUCCGCCGCCUGGCCAUGCUUACCUUCCGAACGCCCCCAGAGUGGUGCCAGCCGCUGCAGCUGCCGCGGCCGUCGCCAGCGCGAACCUCCGCAACGAAAUCCCGGGCCAGCCUCCGCUGCCCAAAGGACCCCGACCUCGCCAGCGUAAUCGAAAUCGGCCACCAUUGCCUUCUGGCCCCCGUCCGCACCGACCACCCCCACCACCUCCUUCCCAGAACAACCAGAACAAACGCCCAGUUGGUGUAUCCGCUGUGCACCCCGCUGCACCACCUUCGACGUCUGCAGGGAUGCCACCACCGCCACCACCUGUAGCAGCUUUCAUUCCGCCGCCACCCCCGCCACCUGUUGCAGCUCCCAUUCUGCCGCCACCCCCGCCGAGUAUUCCCCCGCCUCUCCCUCUGGCAAUUCCGCCGCCGCCUUUGCGUAGAAACCCGGCGCAGGACGAAAUCCAACAUGAGCAAUUGCGCGCGAUGGUUCCCAUUGCAGUGCGCCACAAAGCCCCGACCAAGCACGCGCCAAGGCAGCCCCCUCCUCCGCCCCCGUCAAGUCAUUUGGUGUUUCAGCCCACACCACUCCAAGAAUCGACGGCUCGCGCAUCCACCAAGGCGCCGCCAGCCGAGCCAAAGGACGAAUAUGCAGCGUUCAUGGACCAGAUGAAAGCGAUGGGGGCACUGUAAAAAGAGGGCUGAUUCCAUUC